AUGGAUGAAGAAAUUGUAACAAUUGAAAAAAAUGAUACAUGGGUACUAGAAGAUCUACCUGAAGGCAAAGAUGUUAUUGGACUUAAAUGGAUCUACAAACCCAAGUACAAAGAAAAUGGAACAAUUAUAAAGUACACAGCACGGCUAGUCGCCAAAGGCUAUUCGCAACAGCCAAGAAUCAUGGAGCUCUUCUUGAGUAUUCAUGUAGGGCUGCGAGUAGGAGAAAUGGAAUGUGAUUGUUUGAUUGCGUAUGGCGCUAGUUUGUUGAUAUUUGGGUGUUUGAUGAUAUCUAGCGAUCCUUUUGAAGUUCAGGGCCGUAGAGCUUGUGGUUUGUUGGGUUAUUACAGCAAUAUGCUGAAAACUGGAAUCUUUUAUAGAUCAAUGGAUGACAUUUCUCUGUUCAAUGAUUGCUCACAGGAACGCCAAUUGAUUAGCAUUGUCCUUCGAUUACAACUAGCAGAGGGUAUUGCAGAAGCUUAUGUGCCUAAACUGCAUCAUGGUUUGAGGGCAAUCACUUCUGGGAAUAAUAAAGAUCAAAGUAUUAUUAAUACCUUAAGGCAGAGUGCCAGAGAAGAAGAAGUCUUUGAAAAAGUUGCAAAUAUAGCUACCAAUGAGGUUCCAAUAUUUUUGAAAAAACACAACAGGAAGGCCAUCGAUGCAUGGAGCCUUCCAAGGACCAAUAUUAAAGAGAGCACUCUUGAUUUCCUCGUCUUUAAUAUUGUGAUUGAGAGCUCCUAA
This is a messenger RNA of Ziziphus jujuba (common jujube), 738 nucleotides long. RefSeq lists its product as uncharacterized. The transcript has 5 exons. NCBI's taxonomy places the organism in Eukaryota, Viridiplantae, Streptophyta, Magnoliopsida, Rosales, Rhamnaceae. Gene Ontology annotation, molecular function: DNA-directed RNA polymerase activity; DNA binding. The coding region runs from base 1 to 738 and encodes 245 amino acids. The record is from RefSeq and is a predicted model, not a curated record. Gene Ontology annotation, biological process: DNA-templated transcription.